AUAUUAGUGAGCCUCAACUUAGACCAAGAACAUCCAAGAAACUCCAACUUUGAGGAGUUUCCUCAGUUAAACACCUAAACAUACUAAGAUAUUCAGACACAAGCUCACGAGAUUUUUCAUAUAUCAUCAUCUGAAAUGGCAUUACACUUGCCACUUCAGGCAUCAUUCUCCACCAGUGCCAGUGGUGGUUCUUCUUCUUCGUGCAGAGCCUUAUCCUUAUGUCUAUCUUUUAGUCAUCAUCAUUCACAGCCACUUGUUUUACAGCAUACAAGGAGGUGUAGCAGCUCUGUAGUUUUAGCUAAUAAAGAAGACACUGAAGUAGUGGUUAAUUCGAUACAACAACAAGAAUCGGAGUCUGAGCCUGACCCUGAUCCUCAGGACCUUGAAUAUGUCAACCAAAUCAAAAGGGUGUUGGAGCUUUUGAAGAAAAACAGGGACAUGCUCUUUAGUGAGGUUAAGUUGACGGUGAUGAUCGAGGAUCCAAGAGAUGUUGAGAGGAGAAGGUUGCUCGGGAUUGAUGAUAUUGAUGCCCCAACAAGGGAUGAAUUAGCUGAAGCAUUAGAAGAAGUAAAUGAAGGGAAGAUUCCGAAAGAUCGUGUUGUGCUUCAAAUGCUUGCAGAAGAAAUGAUGCAAUGGCCAAACUUAGAGGUUGAAAUAAAAAAGAAAGGACCGCGCAAAUCUCUCUAUGCUAAAGCCACAGAUACUGGGGUAGAUCCUGCAGUUGCCGCAAAGAGACUGAAGGUUGAUUGGGAUUCAGCUGCUGAAAUUGAUGAUUCUGAUUUCAAAGAUGAACGUGAUGUGCCUUCAGUUCUGGGAUUUGGAGCACUGUACUUGGUGUCAGCCUUCCCCAUCAUAAUUGGUAUAUCCGUAGUAUUAAUUCUGUUUUACAAUUCUCUACAGUAAUCUUUCAGCUCGGAUAGUUGGAUGUAUAUUCUGCAUGGCUUGCGAUUGCAAAGGGUUAAAAAAAAUAUCCCCCGAUCCCACUAAUUUUUGUAUAUUGUAAUAAUAGUGUAAUACGAUAAUUUCAUUUUGUGCCA
Daucus carota subsp. sativus is the source of this 1037-nucleotide messenger RNA. Its product is annotated as ycf3-interacting protein 1, chloroplastic. Bases 136 to 903 code for a protein of 255 amino acids. Gene Ontology annotation, biological process: photosystem I assembly; response to photooxidative stress. The record is from RefSeq and is a predicted model, not a curated record. Gene Ontology annotation, cellular component: chloroplast thylakoid membrane. Lineage: Eukaryota; Viridiplantae; Streptophyta; Magnoliopsida; Apiales; Apiaceae. The transcript is spliced from 6 exons.